This is a messenger RNA of Prorocentrum cordatum, 782 nucleotides long. Lineage: Eukaryota; Dinophyceae; Prorocentrales; Prorocentraceae. The record is from the annotation of a GenBank genome assembly.
GCCGAGGAGGCGCCGCAGCGCAGCAACGAGACGCGACCCGCGCGGCCGCAGCGGCAGCCCGGGCAGCGGCGGGGUGGGACGCGCCGCGGCCGCCAGGGGCAGCCGCCGAUCCCUGUCUACACGGGCAUCUACAAGCUCUGCCAGCAGGCGCGGGCGACGCUGGGCACGGUGGGCCUGCGCGAGUCCGUGCAGCUGCCGCCCGGCGUGGACAGGGGCCAGUGGGUGGCGUCCCAGCUGCUGGGGGUCUACGAGGAGAGCUGCAGCACGUGGUGGCCGCGGUGGACAACAUCUGCGAGUGCCCGGAGAUGGACAUCGGGACCACGAAGGCGGGCGUGAAGGCCGUCUGCAAGUGGAUGGACGGCUCGGGCAGCGCCGGGCAGGAGUGCACCGCCAGGGACUACAUGAGCAAGCUCCUCGCCUACGUCCACGAGCAGCUCUCGAAUCGGGACGUGUUUCCCAUCGACGAGGGCGCCCUUUUCCCAGAGGAGUCCGAGAGGGUUGCCCAGCAGCUGUCCAGGCGCAUGUUCCGCGUCUACGCGCACGCGUACCUGUCGCACUUCGCGAGGGUCCAGGAGGAGAACCUGGAGGCGGAGCUCAACUUCUGCUACAAGCACUUCCUCUACUUCGUGAAGGAGUUCGACCUCGUCGGCGACCGCGAGCUGCUGCCCUUGCACGAGCUGAAUAAGAGGUGGCUUGGCUGCAGCUCCUGGGAUCUUGGAUUCAGCACCGUCUGUGGUCGAAGACCGUCCCAAUCCGGCUUCAUCCCACCUGGUCCCGCUUGA